AUGAGAUGCCCGAAUAUCCUAAUUAGACCGACGUUAUUUUCUGCCGAGCGCAACAUGAUAAAUAUCGAUUUGGGAGAUUUGUGCGCCACAGGCGAUGAAAAUAGCUGGAUUGGCGUUUCAGUGGUCGUUUCCGUUACCGAUGAACAAAAGCGCCCAUUCGUCGACUGCAAAAUGUCCAGUCAACAUGCAACAAUCGAGAAUUCUGGCCUUCGAUACUGGAUAAGGAACACCUCAGAAGAAGUCCUACUCAAAAGGGAAAGACGAUCAUCGGAAAAAAUAACGAUCUUCGACGAAUGGAGAUACGCAUAG
Messenger RNA from Fasciola hepatica (liver fluke), 309 nucleotides. The record is from the annotation of a GenBank genome assembly. NCBI's taxonomy places the organism in Eukaryota, Metazoa, Platyhelminthes, Trematoda, Plagiorchiida, Fasciolidae.